This is a messenger RNA of Fusarium subglutinans, 462 nucleotides long. RefSeq lists its product as uncharacterized. Bases 1 to 462 code for a protein of 153 amino acids. The transcript has a single exon. NCBI's taxonomy places the organism in Eukaryota, Fungi, Ascomycota, Sordariomycetes, Hypocreales, Nectriaceae. The record is from RefSeq and is a predicted model, not a curated record.
AUGAUGCUCCGCUUCUCGUGGCUGUUUGGGUGGCUGACCGGAUGCUCUUUAGGCUGGCAGUCCUCGCCUCGUGUGGUUGCUCUGGGAGGCAUACCUCAUUUUGAACCACGAUGGGUGACUUUAGAUUGCCAUCUUGUACAGUCCUCCGUUGGAAACGCAGUGGCUUGCAAUGAUUUUCUUUGCCCAUGCCAUAUCGCUGUUCUUGGAUUAGAUGUCCGUGAUGGGCGCACCAUCAACGACCUUGCAGACAGCCACAACUAUGAGUGCUGGGUCGAAGAGGUGACUGCUAAAGUAUGGUGCAACGUCAAAGAGGAUAUAAACGCUGUUGAGCUGAAGGAGGACAAUGGUGCAACGGCCAAAGUUGAGGAACAGAGAAAGGACGCUGAAGUUGAAGUUGGUCCCAAGACUUGUAUCGGUCACGCUCGGCCUUACUCAAGGGCCGCACUAUCCUACGAGUCAUAG